This is a messenger RNA of Nannizzia gypsea CBS 118893, 1185 nucleotides long. Its product is annotated as para-hydroxybenzoate-polyprenyltransferase. Gene Ontology annotation, cellular component: mitochondrial inner membrane. Bases 1 to 1185 code for a protein of 394 amino acids. The transcript has a single exon. Gene Ontology annotation, molecular function: 4-hydroxybenzoate polyprenyltransferase activity. Lineage: Eukaryota; Fungi; Ascomycota; Eurotiomycetes; Onygenales; Arthrodermataceae. Gene Ontology annotation, biological process: ubiquinone biosynthetic process. The record is from RefSeq and is a predicted model, not a curated record.
AUGCUGCCUCAUAGCUGUGGCUAUCUUAGAGCCGGGUUGGCUGUUUCCCGACAUACCUUUGCCGGUUGCCAUGCGCCGCACACCAGGAGAAUACCGAGCAUAUCAAAAUUUCAACUAUUAAGCCAAAUACGACAGCCUCGAGAGCCAUUGCUGCGAUAUAAUUCUUCUGCUCCCGCUAUAGCUGCUAGCCAGAAGCUAGAGCGAUAUUCACCACCAACAACAGGCGUUCUCGCUGCUCUUCCGAAGAAAUGGGUACCAUAUGCGGAAUUGAUACGCCUCGACAAACCAACCGGGACUUACUAUCUAUACUUCCCUUGCCUCUUUUCGACACUCCUUGCGGCGCCAUUAGCCAUGCCAAUGGCUACUCCUCUCGAAGUUGCUUGGUUUUCUGGCCUGUUUUUCGCCGGAGCUUUAGUCAUGCGAGGAGCUGGGUGUACGAUAAAUGAUCUAUGGGACCGAAACCUGGAUCCUCAUGUAGAACGAACGAAGUUUCGGCCAAUUGCGCGGAGAGCUAUUACUCCGAAAGACGCGAUUAUAUUUACUGGCGCUCAGCUCUUUGCUGGACUUGCGAUACUCCUUCAAUUCCCUUUUGAAUGCUUCUGGUAUGCAACUCCAAGUCUCCUCUUCGUUGCAGCAUAUCCACUAGCAAAGCGGGUGACGAAUUAUCCCCAAGCAAUGUUAGGGUUAACAUUUUCCUGGGGCGCGGUGAUGGGAUUCCCUGCUCUGGGGGUUGAUGUUUUGGGUGAUACUAGCAUCCUAGCAGCGUGUGCCGCUCUAUAUGCAAGCAAUGUGGCCUGGACUAUACUUUAUGACACUAUAUAUGCGCAUAUGGAUGUCAAAGAUGAUGCCAAAGCAGGAAUAAAAUCGAUUGCUUUGGCUCAUAUUGACAAUAGCAAAUAUGUGAUGUCAGGGCUUGCAGCAGUUCAGGUUGGUCUGCUUGCUGCGGCGGGUGUAGCGGCUGGUGCUGGGCCUGUCUUCUUUGUGGGAAGCUGUGGUGGUGCCAUGUUAUCACUGGGAACCAUGAUCUGGCGAGUAAAGCUUACCGACCCCAGGGAUUGUUGGUGGUGGUUCAAGUACGGCUGCUGGUUCACGGGAAGCACCAUAUCGCUUGGCCUACUUGGUGACUAUGUUAUGAGAAGAUCUGAUCAAAAUGAAGAUCUUAAACACGAAGAAGUGACACUGUAA